AUGAGAAAUAAUGCAGAACUCCCAAGGAACACUCUGUACUGCCUGGAGAUUAGCCCUGGUGUAAGGUAUGGGACAUGAUAUUUUAUAUGUAGAGUUGUAGUAGUGUGGCUUUCCCUGUGGCUGGUUAUACUGGAAUAAAGAUGACCUAUUGAAAUGAACCAAAAAAGCUAUAACAUACUUUUAAUCAGGAAAAACGUGUGUACUUGGGAGUGGGGAUGGUAUAUUUCUUAAUGAAUUGUCUUGAAAUAAUAAUGAUCUCUGUGUAGAUAGGGCAUAAAAACCCAGAGAAUUCCAGGCUAACUUUCGGUCUGUACUUAUUGAAGUGUAUUUUGGGCUAUUAAAACCCUGGGCUAUAUUAAAUGAUUUUAAAUAUAUAAGCUUGUUACCAUGAAGCCACUUGAGAUAUUGUACAAUGUGACUGCAGAUAUAUGCAAAUUGGCAUAAUUUCCAUUUGACAUAUGCACUGUAAUUAUUGAAAGCUUUUUUCCAAAUUUAUUUUUCAUGUCUGCUGUAGUUAAUUCACUAUCUCCUUUUAACACUGGCAAUUAUAAUUAUUUGCUAAGAGCAAAUCCUUGCUAACAAAAAUCCAGUUUUCUUUAGCCUGCAGCUUUUCCUUUGAAAUCAUGAUGAGGUACUGUUAAUCAGAGGAACCAGUGCUGGCCUCUGAGUAUCCAGCAGGGCAGGAAAACACUGCAGUCAGAAAAAGAAAUGCAAUUAAUUAGUCUAAGCUUCUUUCUAGCAUCCCAGCCCAGCGCCUCCUGGGUUGCCAUGUUUGAGUGAAGAGGUGCUCUGUGAGAUCAGAGUUAGCAUCUCAAUAGAAAUUAAAUUGAAGACUGUGUGCGCCCACUCUGAGAUUUCUCCUCACAAGUUCUUGCUCAUUCUUCUCUUGCAGGGGCUACAGGUAGAAAAUAGCAUAUAUUGGGGGAAAACAGUGUUAUUGGGUUGAAAAAUAAGCUUUCUGGGGUUGUUUUGCAUAGGAAUCUGAGCCAAGUCUCUGACUGAAAAAUGGAGCAGUUGAAGAGCUUUGAGAUUCUGGCUGCAUACUGUUGUUUGGAAAUAAAACAGUUCUUAUUCCCUUGAAAAUGCCUUGUCCUUUGUGUCCUCCUUUUCCUUGGAGAUCAGUGUGUUAUGCAGCUUCUGAAAGGAAAUACAAGUGCAAGUGCUGUCUAAGAAUUGCUGACCUACUUUACAGGUGUUUUAUUCUUCAUUGAAUCAGAUAUGUACCUGCAACAGUGUAGGUGGAUAAAAAAUUUCUUUCAUUUCUUUCGCCCACUGUGGCACAGGUCAAGUGCAGGAGAGCUCUACCCUUGAAGCUUCUACCCCUGGAAUAUUACUCCAGGUUCUCCUGGGGCUUCAAAGGGAUGAGGGCCGAACAUAGCUUUGCAGUGAGCUCAGAACAACAUAAGGCAUUGGGAAAAAUGUCAUCUGUGACCGAACGGCGACUCCCCUGGAUGCCUUCAGGAUGAUGACUGCGGCUCAUUAUUACCCAAAGCUCAUGAGCAUCAUGGGGAACGUUCUGCGCUUCCUGCCUGCUUUCGUGAAGAUGAAGCAGCUGAUCCAGGAGGGUUACGUGGGGGAGCUGCUGGUGUGCGAGGUGCAGGUCCACAGUGGGAGCCUGCUGGGCAAGAAGUACAACUGGAGCUGUGAUGACCUGAUGGGAGGCGGGGGCUUGCACUCGGUGGGCACCUACAUCAUCGACCUGCUGACCUUCCUCACCAGCCAGAAGGCCGUGAAGGUGCACGGGCUGCUCAAGACCUUUGUGAAGCAGACGGACCACAUCAAGGGCAUCCGGCAGAUCACCAGCGAUGACUUCUGCACGUUUCAGAUGGUCCUGGAAGGGGGCGUGUGCUGCACAGUGACGCUCAACUUCAACAUCCCGGGGGAGUUCAAACAGGACAUCAUCGUGGUGGGCUCGGCAGGACGGCUCACUGUCAUAGGCACUGAUCUCUACGGACAGAGCAACAGCUCUCCUCAGCGGGAGCUCCUGCUGAAGGACUCCACGCCAGUCAGCAACUCCUUGCUUCCGGAGAAAGCCUUCAGUGACAUCCCAUCCCCCUACCUGCGGGGCACCAUUAAGAUGGUGCAGGCUGUCCGGCAGGCCUUUGAGGACCAGGACGACAGGAGGACCUGGGACGGGAGGCCCCUUACGAUGGCUGCCACUUUUGAUGACUGUCUGUACGCCCUGUGUGUGGUGGACACCAUUAAAAAGUCAAACCAGCUGGGGGAGUGGCAGAACAUUUCGAUUAUGACUGAGGAGCCAGAACUGAGCCCGGCGUACUUGAUCAGCGAAGCCAUGCGGAAGAGCAGGAUGUCUCUGUACUGCUAGCUCCUCUGAGCUCCUAGGAAAGAAUAGGAACCAGACAGCUCUUGAAGGAGAUGGUUAUUCAGCCCAUCUUGGGUGUCUUGGGUGUCUUAGAAAGAGCUGAGGAUAAGGGAGAAGGAAACACAGUGUCUGAAUCAAUUAAAUCUGUUGGCAGCUAAAUGCCAAACUGAUAUGGUCCUUUGAGAUGCCCAAAACGGACAGGAGACUUAAGAGCUGAUAAACGUAACUGUUUUAAUAACAGUAUUAGCUGGCUGAUUGCAAAGAUACAUCAUGGACUCAUCCCCUGCUUGCAGGUGCUCUAGAUUAUCCAAUUGUGUUUACUGUGAAAGGUUGGGAAGAUCCUUUUAGAUUUUCCUUACCUACCAGAGGGCUGUGAAGGUACUGUCAUGUCGUUAAAUUUUCUGUAGUGUCUGACAUGAAUGGUUCCUACCAUGACAGCUGACACCACCAUGCUGUAUUACUACACCUCCAGCCAACACACAGAAUAACAGGACUUGAUGUGAAAGUGUUGCAGGAUUCAGAAAAUCUUGGCAGCUCACUUCUCAUACAGCCUGUUAGGAGCUUCUCUGUGUUGGUUUAAUAGUUGUUUUUUGUUUUGUUUGGUGUUGGCAUUUUGUUUUGUUUUGUUUU
This is a messenger RNA of Sturnus vulgaris (Common starling), 2953 nucleotides long. The record is from RefSeq and is a predicted model, not a curated record. Lineage: Eukaryota; Metazoa; Chordata; Aves; Passeriformes; Sturnidae.